Messenger RNA from Ictidomys tridecemlineatus (thirteen-lined ground squirrel), 1146 nucleotides. It is a transcript of the gene S100a14, whose product is annotated as S100 calcium binding protein A14. NCBI's taxonomy places the organism in Eukaryota, Metazoa, Chordata, Mammalia, Rodentia, Sciuridae. Gene Ontology annotation, biological process: positive regulation of granulocyte chemotaxis; toll-like receptor 4 signaling pathway; response to lipopolysaccharide. Gene Ontology annotation, cellular component: perinuclear region of cytoplasm. Gene Ontology annotation, molecular function: calcium-dependent protein binding; calcium ion binding; chemokine receptor binding. The record is from RefSeq and is a predicted model, not a curated record.
AGAGCUGGGGUGGCUCUGAGGCCCAGCCCCCUGCUCCCCUCCCUUCCCCCAGGUAUAAGAGCCCAGCUGAGGUGAGCUGGCUCCUCCCGUCCAGUCUCAGCGGCUGCCAGCAGGCAGAUCAUGAUCCAUCUGUUCUGCCGGCUCAGGCUCUAGGACGACGAGACUCACCAAGGGACCAAGUGCUCCGGGCACCAUGGGACAGUGUCGGUCAGCCAAUGCUGAGGACGCCCAGGAGUUCAGUGAGGUGGAGAGGGCCAUCGAGACCCUCAUCAAGAACUUCCACCAGUACUCGGUGGAGGGCGGGAAGGAGACACUGACCUCCUCCGAGCUGCGGGACCUGGUUACCCAGCAGCUGCCACACCUCAUGCCGAGCAACUGUGGGCUGGAAGAGAAAAUCGCCAACCUGGGCAACUGCAACGACUCUAGACUGGAGUUCGGGAGCUUCUGGGAGCUAAUCGGAGAAGCGGCCAGGAGCGUGAAGCUGGAGAGCCCUGUCCCAAGGAGCUGAGGACUUCUCCCUGGAAUCUCUUAAGGGGGGAUACGGGGGAAAGGGGACCUUCAAGACGGUGGGCCUGGAAAUCAAACUUCUCUCCAUCACCCCCACCCUGUUCCCCAGCCUGUACCUUUCCUCAUCCCUGCCAAGUUCAGGUUCACAAUAGCCCUCUCCAGGGUCUCUGAAUACCUCCUUCCCGUGCUCUGUGGAGAUGGCGGGACCCAGAGACCCCGCCGGGGAGGGGGGAAGCUCAGGGAGCAGGUGGGGACCAGGGAGGACAGGGAGGGGUAACAGUGGUGGAAGGGCGGAGUGAUUUGAUCGUGGGGAAAGGGCAGAGGAGCUGGGCUAUGGGAAAUGAUUUGAAGAAGGGAGCUGGGGAUAUGGCUGGAUAGGGUACCCAAAAGGAUGUCUGAGAACCUACCCCUCUCCAUCUCCAAACGAAAUUAUAGCUGUCUGUCCCAGGCUAUCCCUUCCGGCCUCCAGCCCUGCCCCACCCUCCUCCCAAGACUCUGUCCCAGGGCUAGGGCCGGGGAGGAGGGAGAGCUUGAGGAAGAGGCUGGGAGGGUGUGACUGUGGGGAGAGGAGCCGCUGGUGCGUGGGCAUUUACAGAAUGAGGGUUGUUUUGUAUCAUUUGAUUAAUAAAAAAAUGGAAA